AUGGAGAGACCCAACUCACGUGGGCCUGAAGGAGGACCUGGGGGCAGUGGGGAAUCCUGGGAAAGAACCAGACAUGAGUCCCUGAGUGUGGACCUUGACAGCUCGGACACACAGCGCCAGCGCUUCAGGCAGUCCUCCUACCAAGAGGGUGAAGGACCCAGAGGGGUUUGCAGUCGUCUCCACGAUCUGUGCCGCCAGUGGCUGAAGCCAGAGCAGCACACCAAGGCCGAGGUGCUGGACCUGGUGACCCUGGAGCAGUUCCUGAGCAUCCUGCCCCCAGAGAUGGGGAGCUGGGUCCGAGAGUGUGGGGCAGAGACCUGUUCCCAGGCGGUGGCCCUGGCGGAAGGCUUCCUCCUGAGUCGGGCCGAGGACAAGGAGCAGGAAGGACAGGUGAGAGCAUUCCCUCUGGGUUUCACUAACCUGGGGACUGAUGGACAGGUUGAACGUACAUCCUGCCUUUCUUCCAAGAUGGGACCGAUGUGGGGGAUAAGCAAGGCCCUGCUCCCUCGGCCUCUUUCCCCACCUGCUCUGCCCCUCCAUCUCUACCGUCAGCUUGGUUGA
Messenger RNA from Anolis carolinensis (green anole), 561 nucleotides. Its product is annotated as zinc finger protein 24-like. NCBI's taxonomy places the organism in Eukaryota, Metazoa, Chordata, Lepidosauria, Squamata, Anolidae. The coding region runs from base 1 to 561 and encodes 186 amino acids. The record is from RefSeq and is a predicted model, not a curated record. The transcript has a single exon.